CUGAACAACGAUUCCGCGUUACGAGCAAAAUGGAUUAAGCAAAUUCAAAAGCACCAAACAUUUGACAGCGUUCCCAUCACAUAUUCAGUGUGUGCUGAUCAUUUUGACUCCAAUUACAUCCAGCAAAGUGGAAAUCGGAAGAUUCUCAAAAAAGGUUCAUUGCCAAUAUAUUUUCCGGAUGCCGAUGGACACAUCAAUGUGUUUUUGCCGAACGAUGAAGAUGAAAUGCAACAAUUGGCCACACCCGAACAAGCUGUUGAUGUUGAACCACCAGUUAAUGAUGCAGAAUUGAAUUCAACGACAACAACAAACAAUCCCGAAGUACAGGAACAGAAAGAAAAUACAAUUCCGAAUGGCGAUAAGAAGUUUGAAAUCUCAGCAUUGGAGUACAAUCGUUACCUUCAAUUGGAAAUUCAAUUGCAAAAGUACAAAGGAUUGUGUGAGAAAAAAGCCAAAGAGAUCAAGCAUUUACAAGACCAAGUUGCCCGUUUGAAGCGUAAGGAGUUGAAACGGUUUGCUGUUUAG
This is a messenger RNA of Sitodiplosis mosellana (orange wheat blossom midge), 525 nucleotides long. RefSeq lists its product as uncharacterized. The transcript has 3 exons. The record is from RefSeq and is a predicted model, not a curated record. The annotation marks the transcript as partial. Lineage: Eukaryota; Metazoa; Arthropoda; Insecta; Diptera; Cecidomyiidae.